Molecule: messenger RNA, 2086 nt
Organism: Symphalangus syndactylus (siamang)
Lineage: Eukaryota; Metazoa; Chordata; Mammalia; Primates; Hylobatidae
Gene: SERPINE2
Product: serpin family E member 2
Biological process (GO): negative regulation of endopeptidase activity; negative regulation of plasminogen activation
Molecular function (GO): serine-type endopeptidase inhibitor activity
Source: RefSeq, a predicted model, not a curated record
GUCAUCUGUCCUGCCCGCAGGCUUCAGGCUCUUGUGCGUUGGCCAUGAAGCAAAAGAAGGCUGUUGCGUGAAAUAACCUCCUUCUGACUCCACCCUUGCAUUUGUGAGAUGUAAACAGCAGUGUUACCAAGAGAUCUUCCAGGGAGCACGUUGCAGGUCGUCCUUGGCGGAAGGAACCAUGAACUGGCAUCUCCCCCUCUUCCUCUUGGCCUCUGUGACGCUGCCUUCCAUCUGCUCCCACUUCAAUCCUCUGGCUCUCGAGGAACUAGGCUCCAACACGGGGAUCCAGGUUUUCAAUCAGAUUGUGAAGUCGAGGCCUCAUGACAACAUCGUGAUCUCUCCCCAUGGGAUUGCGUCGGUCCUGGGGAUGCUUCAGCUGGGGGCAGACGGCAGGACCAAGAAGCAGCUCGCCAUGGUGAUGAGAUACGGCGUAAAUGGAGUUGGUAAAAUAUUAAAGAAGAUCAACAAGGCUAUCGUCUCCAAGAAGAAUAAAGACAUUGUGACAGUGGCUAACGCCGUGUUUGUUAAGAAUGCCUCUGAAAUUGAAGUGCCUUUUGUUACAAGGAACAAAGAUGUGUUCCAGUGUGAGGUCCGGAAUGUGAACUUUGAGGAUCCAGCCUCUGCCUGUGAUUCCAUCAAUGCAUGGGUUAAAAACGAAACCAGGGAUAUGAUUGACAAUCUGCUGUCCCCAGAUCUUAUUGAUGGUGUGCUCACCAGACUGGUCCUCGUCAACGCAGUGUAUUUCAAGGGUCUGUGGAAAUCACGGUUCCAACCUGAGAACACAAAGAAACGCACUUUCGUGGCAGCCGAUGGGAAAUCCUAUCAAGUGCCAAUGCUGGCCCAGCUCUCCGUGUUCCGGUGUGGGUCGACAAGUGCCCCCAAUGAUUUAUGGUACAACUUCAUUGAACUGCCCUACCACGGGGAAAGCAUCAGCAUGCUGAUUGCACUGCCGACUGAGAGCUCCACCCCGCUGUCUGCCAUCAUCCCACACAUCAGUACCAAGACCAUAGACAGCUGGAUGAGUAUCAUGGUGCCCAAGAGGGUGCAGGUGAUCCUGCCCAAGUUCACAGCCGUAGCACAAACAGAUUUAAAGGAGCCGCUGAAAGUUCUUGGCAUUACCGACAUGUUUGAUUCAUCAAAGGCAAAUUUUGCAAAAAUAACAAGGACAGAAAACCUCCAUGUUUCUCAUAUCUUGCAAAAAGCAAAAAUUGAAGUGAGUGAAGAUGGAACCAAAGCUUCAGCAGCAACAACUGCAAUUCUCAUUGCAAGAUCAUCGCCUCCCUGGUUUAUAGUAGACAGACCUUUUCUGUUUUUCAUCCGACAUAAUCCUACAGGUGCUGUGUUAUUCAUGGGGCAGAUAAACAAACCCUGAAGAGUAUACAAAAGAAACCAUGCAAAGCAAUGACUACUUUGCUACGAAGAAAGACUCCUUUCCUGCAUCUUUCAUAGUUCUGUUAAAUAUUUUUGUACAUCGCUUCUUUUUCAAAACUAGUUCUUAGGAACAGACUCGAUGCAAGCGUUUCUGUUCUGGGAGGUAUUGGAGGGAAAAAACAAGCAGGAUGGCUGGAACACUGUACUGAGGAAUGAAUAGAAAGGCUUCCAAAUGUCUAAAAGAUUCUUUAAACUACUGAACUGUUACCUAGGUUAACAACCCUCUUGAGUAUUUGCUGUUUGUCCAGUUCAGGAAUUUUUGUUUUGUUUUGUCUAUAUGUGCGGCUUUUCAGAAGAAAUUUAAUCAGUGUGACAGAAAAAAAAAAUGUUUUAUGGUAGCUUUUACUUUUUAUGAAAAAAAAUUAUUUGCCUUUUAAAUUCUUUUCCCCCAUCCCCCUCCAAAGUCUUCAUAGCAAGCGUUAUUUUGGGGGUAGAAACGGUGAAAUCUCUAGCCUCUUUGUGUUUUUGUUGUUGUUGUUGUUGUUGUUUUAUAUAAUGCAUGUAUUCACUAAAAUAAAAUUUAAAAAACUCCUGUCUUGCUAGACAAGGUUGCUGUUGUGCAGUGUGCCUGUCACUACUGGUCUGUACUCCUUGGAUUUGCAUUUUUGUAUUUUGUACAAAGUAAAAAUAAACUGUUAUGAGUAGUAAAAAUAAA